AGGCCCAUAUGUGGGUACUAAAUUCCCGAUUUGGAUAUUAUUGCUGUUUUCGCUGCAAUAACAUUUAGAAGUUGUCCCUUUUCAGGUUUAUAAAAAGUGACUAGUAAAUGCUAACUCCCGUUUGUAUAAGCAGGUUAGCAUAGSGAGCACACAGAAAUUGGUGGUGUAGUCAAAGUCGUUUUAAACUGUAAUGCAGUUGAUUGAUGACAUGAACAUGUAUUGGGGUUGACCUCCAUACAAACAUAUAGUGUGAAAUACACAUAAACAACAGCCUAAAUGUAGGCUGAUUUUGCUGGGGGGCAAUGAGGAGAUUCGGGAUGGAGAUUCAGGUGGGAAAACGGUGCAUCCUUUUUACUUCAUGCUAUUUUGGCUGAGCUCCUAUGUCAAGCACCUGGAAACGGACUCCAACAACUCAGAAGAGCCUUAAACCUGUGCCAGAACCGUGAAAUCUGAUGUUCCAAAAUGCCUCAUAAACUCCUCAAGUUACUCCUGGGAAGUUACCAGUGGCUGGCCAGUUACUGGCCCGUCCUUAUGCCGAGGGGAAUCCGCCUGUACACAUUUGAACAGAUCCCGUUAUUCAUGAAAGAAAACCCAUACAUUACAGAUGGAUACAGAGCCCGUUUACAAUCCAAACUUUGUUUAAAAAGCAUCUUUGUGCUGUCCAAUGAAACAGUCAACAUAUGGACUCAUCUGUUGGGCUUCCUCCUGUUCUUCCUACUGGGGGUGAAUGACAUGUCUACAGUCCUGCCGGCUUCAGGUGCCAACAGAGAAGACUAUGUCAUCUAUUGCAUAGCACUCUUCUGCUUUCAGGUGUGUAUGCUGUGUUCUGCAGGGUAUCACAUGUUCUCCUGCCACCUCUCAGAGAAGACGUGUCACCGCUGGUUGGCGCUGGACUUCGUUGGAAUCUCUGUGGGAAUCCUGGGCUGUUACAUUCCAGGGGUCUUCUAUGCCUUCUACUGCAUCACUUUCUGGAGACAGGUGUACCUGGUGACUGCUCUAGCGUUGAUAUUGGCCGUGUUCUUAGCUCAGAUCCACCCUCACUACCACUCUAAGGAGUGGCGACACCAGCGUACUGCCCUCUUCUGCUCCGUGGCUGGCUACGGGAUCAUCCCCGCCGGCCACUGGGUCUGGCUCAAUGAAGGCCUCGGCUCAGCUGUCGUCCAGUUGUUCCUCCCUCGUGUGAUUGUGAUGUAUUUGAUAGCUGGAGCUGCGUUCCUCUUCUACAUCUCUAAAAUCCCAGAACGCUGCUUCCCAGGUCAGCUGAACUAUCUGGGAGCCAGCCACCAGGUGUGGCAUGUCCUGGUAGUGUUUAUGUUCUACUGGUGGCACCAGACUGCUGUGUAUAUAAUGAACUUCAGACACAACCAGCCAUGCCCUCCUCUCUACACCAAUAGUGGCUAGCUGGAGCCACACAGACUAGCAUCCAGCCACCAAGCAACCACAGCCUGUACUGUAGCCACUCAAUGCAAUCAAACCAGAC
Salvelinus sp. IW2-2015 is the source of this 1480-nucleotide messenger RNA. RefSeq names its product progestin and adipoQ receptor family member 3. Gene Ontology annotation, molecular function: signaling receptor activity. NCBI's taxonomy places the organism in Eukaryota, Metazoa, Chordata, Actinopteri, Salmoniformes, Salmonidae. The record is from RefSeq and is a predicted model, not a curated record. Gene Ontology annotation, cellular component: membrane.